Messenger RNA from Nomascus leucogenys (northern white-cheeked gibbon), 1139 nucleotides. RefSeq lists its product as uncharacterized. Lineage: Eukaryota; Metazoa; Chordata; Mammalia; Primates; Hylobatidae. The transcript has a single exon. Bases 617 to 1111 code for a protein of 164 amino acids. The record is from RefSeq and is a predicted model, not a curated record.
CAUUACCGACAACUGUGUGAUUCACUGCCACCGCUCACCCCCAGGGUCAGCUGUUCCAGGCCCCUCAGCCUCCUUGGCCCCCUCAGCCACUGAGCCACCCAGCCUUGGUGUCAGUGUCGGCAGCCUCAUGGUGCCUGUCUUUGUGGUGCUGUUGGGUGUGGUCUGGUACUUCCGAAUCAAUUACCGCCAAUUCUUCACAGCACCUGCCACCGUCUCCCUGGUGGGAGUCACCGUCUUCUUCAGCUUCCUAGUAUUUGGGAUGUAUGGACGAUAAGGACAUAGGAAGAAAAUGAAAGGCAUGGUCUUCCUCCUUUAUGGCCUCCCCCCUUUUCCUGGCCAGAGCUGGGCCCAAGGGCCUGCAAGGGAGGGGUGGAAAGGAUGCGAUGGAACUCUCCUCCAUAGGACACAGGAGGCAGGUACGCGGCCUCCCCUUCUCAUCCACAGGAGUACAGAUGUCCCUCCCGUGCAAGCACAACUCAGGUAGAAAUGAGGAUGUCAUCUUCCUUCACUUUUAGGGUCCUCUGAAGGAGUUCAAAGCUGCUGGCCAAGCUCAGUGGGGAGCCUGGGCUCUGAGAUUCCCUCCCACCUGUGGUUCUGGCUCUUCCCAGUGUCCUGCAUGUCUGCCCCCAGCACCCAGGGCUGCCUGCCAGGGCAGCUCAGCAUGGCCCCAGCACAACUCCAUAGGGAGCCUGGAGUAUCCUUCCAUUUCUCAGCCAAAUACUCAUCUUUUGAGAUUGAAAUCACACUGGCAGGAAUGAAGAUUGUGCCAGCCUUCUCUUAUGGGCACCUAGCCGCCUUCACCUUCUCCCUCUACCCCUUAGCAGGAAUAGGGUGUCCUCCCUUCUUUCAAAGCACUUUGCUUGCAUUUUAUUUUAUUUUUUUAAGAGUCCUUCAUAGAGCUCAGUCAGGAAGGGGAUGGGGCACCAAGCCAAGCCCCCAGCAUUGGGAGCGGCCAGGCCACAGCUGCUGCUCCCGUAGGCCUCAGGCUGUAAGCAAGAGACAGCACUGGCCCUUGGCCAGCAUCCUACCCUGCCCAACUCCAAGGACUGGGUAUGGAUCGCUGGGCCCUAGGCUCUUGCUUCUGGGGCUAUUGGAGGGUCAGUGUCUGUGACUGAAUAAAGUUCCAUUUUGUGGUCCUG